UCAAUUAUGCGACAUACUGCUUUGAUACAACUGGUCCAAUACGGAUAUAAAAGUCUGCUUAACAACCAGUGGCAUGUGAACAUCCGGUUUAAAGGCCAGCCACGUCCACAAUAUGCCUGUAUAAAUAGCAAUGCUCUAGAGUUCACUUAUUUGUUAUUUCAAAAGCACGGUAAACAAUGUUUGUCUUAAACGUUUUCUUUGUUCUAACGACGUUGAUCUGUGGAAUACGUAGUCAGGGUGAAGCUACUAACUCAAUGACUACACACCUUGACAUAGCGUUUAUAAUGGACACAACUGGAAGCAUGGGGCCGUAUAUCGAAACAGCAAGGAACAACAUCAAACGAGUUGUGCAAGAAAUCACGGAAAUUUCCGAAAGUCACAUCAGGUUUGCACUCAUUGAGUAUAGGGACCACAAACCGGAAGAAAAUACAUACGUGUACAGAAAACAAGACUUUACGCCGUCGGUAACAACAAUGCAAUCGUGGUUAGAAAAAUCAGAAGCAAACGGCGGUGGUGAUUUACCCGAGGCUGUUGCUGUUGCACUGUACGCGGGGAGUUCAUUGUCAUGGUACGACUCUGCAGUCAAGAUUGCUGUCCUGAUAGCGGACGCGCCGCCACAUGGUCUGGUGUCGUCAGGUGACAGGUGGCCAGACGGUGAUCCUCUUGGCAUUGAUCCAGUCAAAAUGGCGUACAGAAUGGCAAGGAUCGGCAUAACACUGUAUUCGGUCGGCUGCGAACCUUCCAUUCUACCUUACAAAGACUUUUUCCAAGCGUUGGCUUACAUUGCCGGGGGUCAGUACGUACCAUUAUCAACUCCACAAGCACUAAUUGAUGCCAUAAUCGGUGGAGCUAAAGAAGAGUUGGCUAUGAGGAAAAUCAGCGAAGAAGUAGACAAAGAAGUUUCAGCAGUUAAGGCUAAAGGUGGAAAGCCUGAGAGGGAUGCCAUUACAAGGUCAGUUUACGACAGACUUCACAAAUCCGGGACAAAAGCAACCACCUUACUAAAAAACAACAAACCGUUAGCAGGACCGUCGAAGGCUGCGCUCGAAAUCGCUAAAUCGAAGUCUCUUCCUGAAGCUAAGAAGAUAUUUGCGAAGAUGGUUCCCGGUGGAAGUGGAAGUCCGCCGGUUUCACCUCCAGUUUCCGAAGUCUACACCGCCGUUGAAAGACCAGUGAGCUAUGACCAGGUCUCCAGAGCGGCUAGCAAGGCCUUUGCUGCAAGUGCAUAGGAGGAAUUUUAAUCUUGCUAUUGUUUUGGACCGUUUGUUUUCAUUAUAGUACAAACGUUAUGCAGAGGACUAACCUUGAACGAUUGCAAUUAAGUUUCCACGUAUUUAGCAAACAGAAAAAAAUGGAAAUGUGUGUUUUAUUUCCCCAAUGUAAAGUAUGGUGGAGUAAAUGCUUUCGACAAUG
Molecule: messenger RNA, 1413 nt
Organism: Dreissena polymorpha
Lineage: Eukaryota; Metazoa; Mollusca; Bivalvia; Myida; Dreissenidae
Exons: 1
Coding region: 177-1229 (350 amino acids)
Biological process (GO): peptidyl-threonine phosphorylation
Cellular component (GO): cytoplasm
Molecular function (GO): protein serine/threonine kinase activity
Source: RefSeq, a predicted model, not a curated record